Engraulis encrasicolus (European anchovy) is the source of this 8249-nucleotide messenger RNA. It is a transcript of the gene erbin, whose product is annotated as erbb2 interacting protein. The record is from RefSeq and is a predicted model, not a curated record. The transcript has 30 exons. NCBI's taxonomy places the organism in Eukaryota, Metazoa, Chordata, Actinopteri, Clupeiformes, Engraulidae. Gene Ontology annotation, cellular component: postsynaptic membrane; basolateral plasma membrane; postsynaptic density. The coding region runs from base 1012 to 5196 and encodes 1394 amino acids. Gene Ontology annotation, biological process: receptor clustering; cell-cell adhesion; neurotransmitter receptor transport, endosome to postsynaptic membrane. Gene Ontology annotation, molecular function: protein binding.
ACCAGGUAAUUUAGCCAACACUUUCAUUGGUUCUUUUCGCAUGCCCAUCAAGCGGAGCAAGAUUCCCUGGGACCAUAACAUGAGUCCCAUUCCUAUGAAACGGUCCCAACAAAACUGCUUUACCCUGUGGAGCACCGUGGUACAGCCCGACACACUUGGCCGUCGUCACUGUGUAGCCUAGCUUGCUAUCAGUUGUGGUUGCCUGCCGAAGCUGAUUGUUGCUUUCUGUCAUGUUUCCGUGUCGAUUUCUAUUUCAAACGUAGCCAGCUGCUGUCAGUUGUUUGACUGUAACUAAUGUUGCCUACUUGAGAUGUAACCUUUCGCGUGGAUUUUAACAGUGAUCUGGGUGCGGCACUUUGUUUGGAGAAAAAGGGGUUUUCGCUCUGACGGUGGACUUUUUUGCCUUUUGUAUUUCCUCGCCUGUUGUGGACAUUUUGGAUUUCAAUUUUAUUUUUGUUUUUUCAUUUAUUUGAAUUGUCUCAGCGGAUUUGGGGCUACUUUUACGAAACUCAAGUACAUUUCUGUCACCAUCCCAUACUUGGAAUUUGUUUUCUUUUGUCAAGAAAACUUUAAACGACAAUUGAGUUUUGGAGAGGAUUGAUCCAGGCGAAAGAAUGUAUUAGCAAGCUAAUCAGUUAGCUUAUUUCUCCACCGAACCCCAAGCUAGCUAGCAGAAGCUAGCCUCAUAUCAAAGAACCGAGGCGAGCUAAUCCGUGUGCCCAAAUGACUCCCUGACUGAGGAAUGUCAGCCACAUAUGCGGAGGAUUUUAAUUGAUACCUGGGCACAAAUCCUUAAAUGACUACGAACCACUGGAGUCAAGAUCUUCCGUUACAGCAAAGUUGAGCACCUGUGCAGCUGUGAUUGUUCUCCUCCAGCUCAGGAUCCAGCAGAGCUCCGCGUAAAUGACAAGGAGUGCUGGUGGUAGGCCUUGAUCUUCUCUCCCCUUACCCCUCUCUCCCCUCCUCCUCCCUCUCCUCCUCUCCUCCUCCUCCUCCACCUCCUCCUCCGCGAUGAGCAAGCGUAGCCUGCUGGUGCGGCUGGUGCCGUGCCGGUGCUUGCGUGGCGAGGAGGAGGCGGUGACCUCGCUGGACUACUCGCACUGCAGCCUGGAGCACGUGCCCAAGGAGAUCUUCAGCUUCGAGAAGACACUCGAGGAGCUCUACCUGGACGCCAACCAGAUAGAAGAGUUACCUAAGCAACUUUUCAACUGCCAGCUGCUGUAUCGUCUGAGCAUGCCCGAUAACGACCUGACGGUGUUGCCGGCGGCGAUAGCCAACCUCACCAACCUCAGAGAGCUGGACGUCAGCAAGAACAGCAUCCAGGAAUUCCCAGAAAACAUCAAGAACUGUAAGGUGUUGGCCAUAGUGGAGGCCAGCGUCAACCCCAUCUCCAAGCUUCCGGAAGGCUUCACCCAGCUCCUCAGCCUGACACAGCUCUACCUGAACGAUGCCUUUCUAGAGUUCCUUCCAGCCAGCUUUGGCAGGUUAACCAAAUUGCAGAUCCUGGAACUGCGAGAAAACCAGCUGAAGAUGUUGCCAAAGAGCAUGCAUAAACUCACCCAGCUGGAGAGGCUGGACCUGGGCAGCAACGAGUUCACUGAAGUGCCUGAGGUUCUGGAGCAGCUAUCGGGGAUCCAGGAGUUGUGGAUCGAUGGGAACAGGCUGACAUUUCUGCCGGGGAUGGUGGGCACCCUGAAGCAGCUGGCCUAUCUGGACGUGUCCAAGAACAGCAUUGAGAUGGUGGAUGAACAGAUAUCUGGCUGCGACAACCUGCAGGACCUGCUAUUGUCCAACAACGCACUCACACAACUACCAGGAUCUAUAGGCUCCCUGAAGAGGUUGACGACCCUGAAGGUGGACGAGAAUCAGCUCAUGUAUCUCCCGGACUCCAUAGGGGGGCUGACGGCGUUAGAGGAGCUGGACUGCAGCUUUAAUGAGAUCGAGGCUCUGCCGGCCUCUGUAGGCCAGUGCGUCAACAUGCGCACCUUCGCAGCCGACCACAACUUCCUGGUACAGCUGCCCCCAGAGAUGGGCAGCUGGAAGAAGGCGACGGUGCUGUUCCUGCACUCCAACAAGCUGGAGUUCCUGCCGGAGGAAAUGGGGGACAUGCUGAAGCUCAAGGUCAUCAACCUCUCAGACAACAAGUUGAAGAAUCUGCCCUUUACCUUCACCAAGUUGAGCCAGAUGACGGCCAUGUGGCUCUCAGAGAACCAGUCCAAGGCCCUGAUCCCGCUGCAGAAAGAGGAGUGUCCUGAGACCCAGAAGACGGUGCUGACCAACUACAUGUUCCCCCAGCAGUCCAGAACUGAGGAAUAUGUUCCCAACUCGGACAGCGAGAGCUUCAACCCGGUGCUGUGGGAGGAGCAGAGGAAGCAGCGCGCCCAGGUGGCCUUCGAGUGCGACGAGGACAAGGACGAGAGGGAGACGCCGCCACGGGAGGGCAACCUGAAGCGCUACCCGACGCCGUACCCUGACGAGCUGAAGAACAUGGUGAAGACGGCCCAAUCAGUAGCCCACCGUCUCAAGGAGGAGGAGGGGUCAGGAGAGGAGGGGCGACCGCUGACCAAUCACGUCAUCGGACUGCAGGACGUCGGAGUCAAGGUGAUAGAGGGGCCGUAUCCUAACGGUAAGGCGGUGGAGAUGGAGUCGUCUGCAGCAGGGGCAGUAGCGGUGUCCGAGUCCCCUAGGGCAGUGCCAGAGGAGCAGGGGACCCCGCGGACGGAGCCCCUCUCCUCUACAGAGGCAGCGCAGGCCACACUCAACCACGAAGACACACUGGAGGAUUCUGAGGAGUUGUCUUCUGAGGAAGAGGAUCAGAUGAAGAUGGCGGAGAUGAGGCCUCCACUCAUAGAGAUCUCCAUCAACCAGCCCAAAGUACUGGCCCUCGGGAAGGACAAGAAAGAUGACGGUAAGGAUGCCGACUCGCUCCUGGACGACACGGUUGCCAAUAGCAACCAGAACAACAGCAACUGCUCAUCGCCGUCGCGCAUGUCAGACUCCGUCUCCUUGACGACCGACAGCAGCCAAGACAACUCCCUCUGCACCCCCGAGAAGGAGGCGCGCAUGCACCUGCUCCCCAAACACAGGCCAGAGGAUGAGAACCUGAAUGUGCUUCCGCAGAAGGGCACCCCGGUGCUGCAGAACAACUACAACGGCUCUGACCAGCAGGUCUACCCCGCGCAGCAUCAGCCCACCUACGACCGCCAGCUCAGCGUGGAGGAGAAGCUGGCCCUCAUCGACAAGAGCAUCAACAACGGCGUGCCGCAGGCGUACAACAAGUGGGACCAGAUCAACAUGAACAUGUCUAACACCCCGGACGGCCCCAUCAUGAUGUCAUCGUCCCGUAUCGACAACGCCAACGCCUACCUGGAGAACGGCAACGGCCUGCUGGGCCCCAAGACGCCCUCCUCCGAGCGCCUCAUGGACAUGCGGGGCUCCGACGAACGCCUGCCGCCGCCGCCACGCUACGAAAGCGUUACCACGACAACGGCAUGUGCAGGCGUGACGGCCAGCGAGCAGCAGCACGGCCUAUCGCACAGCACCGAGGAGCUGUCGCCCGAGCGACGACCCCACCCCCCGCAGCCCGUCACUAAGUCCCACAGCGUCAGCAACGUGGACGCGGGCGGUGGUGGGGGCAUGAGGCUGUACGCCAUGGAGGCGGAGGGGGGAGCGUACGAGUACGAGGUGUCCGGGAGACAGGCGGUCGGGGCCGGGGGUGUCGGAGGAGCCAUGGGGGUCGGGGUCGGGGUCGGGGUUGCACAAGGCCAGAGCAUCGUGCGCUCCAAGUCGGCCUCGCUGCUCAACUCCCAGCAGCCUUUGCAGGUGCACCAGGGAUCCUCGGCCUCCUCAUGUGACCUGCUGAAUUCACAGAGGCCGCCCAACGUUGCCGUGUCAGGCCGCGGGCCCCCGCCCCAGUACAAGGUGCAGUACUCGAGCUCGGUGCCCAAGGAGAGUGGCUGGGCGUCAUCAGGUCGUACCCCCGUGCCCCCCGAGCCCUACCUGCCCCCCCACCCCCAGCACUCGCUGGCCAACACCAACUACUCCAACCGCAACCAGGCGCCGCCGUACCCCAUGCCAGCCCACCAGGGGGCUCCACCUCCACAGCAGCAGCAGAUGUGGGCCAAGCAGGACCCUCGCCUCCUGGCCCAGCAGCAACGCAGCACCCUGCAGAGACAGGCCAGUAACUCCUCCUCCAUCUCCAUGUCUAUGGAGCCUCGUCGCGUGGCGGUGCCCGAGGGAGACUACCUUAGCUAUCGGGACCUGCAGCAAGGGGGGCCGUUGCCACGGGGACCACUGGGGGCCAGCCUCGCUCAGCAGCAGCAGAGGCCCCUCUCCGCACGCACAUACAGCAUGGACGGCCCCGGGAUGCCGCGUCCCCACAGCGCCCGGCCGCCACCCCACGAGCUGCCGCCCGAGAGGACCAUGUCCGUCAGCGACUUCAGCUACGGGGGGGGCCACGGGGGCGGUGGUGGUGGCCAGGCCAGCCCCGGGAAGAGGCCCGGGCCCCGGGUGAAGAGCGAACACUCGCUACUGGACGGGCCCUCGGGGAUGGGCAUGGGGAUGGGCAUGAGCGUUGGCAUGGGGGGGAUGGGCAGUAUGGGUGGCAUCCCUGGCAUGAUGGGAGGAGGAGGAGGAGGAAGAGGAGGAGUGCCAGCUGACUGGAGGGACCAGGUGAUGAGGCACAUCGAGGCCAAGAAGAUGGAGAAGGAUGAGAUCCUAUGGGGACCGGGCCCACCAGCGUACCCCUCAGACACCCAGAGAAAAGUGCCCAUGAUGAACGGGCGUCCCCAGAUGGCGUGCGGGCAGCCCACGAUGGCGCGCCACCCGUCUCGAGAACAGCUGAUCGACUACCUGAUGAUGAAGGUCAACCAGCACCCUCAAGGUCACCCGCCCCCGCCACACGACACCAAGCUGCAAGAGAUCCAUGUGAAGAUGGAGAAGAGUCCUGAGCUGGGCUUCAGCAUAUCGGGAGGCAUAGGCGGACGGGGAAACCCCUUCAGACCCGAAGACAACGGUAUCUUUGUGACGCGGGUGCAGCCUGACGGGCCGGCAUCUAAACUCCUACAGCCAGGGGACAAAAUAGUCCAGGCCAAUGGCUACAACUUCGUCAACAUAGACCACGGCAACGCAGUGUCCCUUCUGAAGACUUUCCCCAAUACUGUGGACCUCAUUAUCAUCCGGGAGAUGGCCGCGUAGAUCAGACCUCAUCAUCAUCAUCAUCAUCAUCAUCAUCCGAGAGAUGGCCGCGUAGAGGACACCGCCGAUUAGCCUCUGAGACACACACACACACACACACACACACAAUGCGAUACGCGCGGACAGGAGAUCAGGCGUGCUCCUGAAUGUCCACUUUUUGGGUUGAUUUUCUUCUCCCCUGCAAGGUUGUUUGUUCAUGUUUUUUGUUUAGCUUUUUAGAGCCAGAUGCCGAGAGAUUUGACCCCGCAGUAAGAGACUGUGAAUGGACUGGACUGGGUCUCGCUCCUCCGGCACGUUUUGAAGUUUUAACCACUGGACUUUGGAAUCAAGGUGUUGGGACAGUCGCAUCAGAGUGGAACACGUUUUUUAUUUCUCUUUGUUCUGGUUCUCUCUGGUUUUCUCUAUUUUUUCUGGUUUUGUACACACCCUUGAUUUAGAAACCUUCACUGUGGAAUAGCUGUCUUGCGCUGACAGCAGACUGACUUUACAGACACGCUCCCCCCCUUCAGAGAUCUUAUUUUCCCAAUGAGUUUGACCCAAAUGAGUUUUUGGUAACAAUCAAAAUCCACAUGCGUUUUCGACUCUGCACUGACUCCAGAGCUCCACCAGGGGGCAACCUUCCCCCUCUGGCUUCCAUCCACACCACACACACACACACGACCUUGAGUGGCUACAUGUACAGUGAGUGAGGGAGGGCUUCAUUAGUCAGUCUGUUGGCGCUCUGUUGGAAAUACUGAAUGCCGGCCGGCCGCGUGUGUGACUGUGAAGCCGGCAAGAGAGAUUCAGAGAACUUGAAAAGAAGGAGGAAGACUCGCAUGUGCUUUAUACGGUGGGACAAGCACGUCGCUCUGAAGGCCCCCGAUGGAGAAGUCAACGCACCGCAGCUUUGAGGGAGUCUGGGAUCGGACCAGGCGGGAGUUGAGGGGUUACAUGCAGUGUUGGUUACAAUGCAGUAUGUGCCCCUCCCUGGCUGUUCCUCACACCUCCAACCCUGAUCCUCACCGGCUGCGGCGUGGAAAGACUGCUUUCCUGUUCUUUUUUUGUUUUUUUGUUUUGUUUUUUCCUUCCCUUCAGUCCCACCACCUAGCCCCUGAACCUCAUCCUUCAUUCCCCCACAACAACCCACAACCUCAAACCCCUCGUAGAUCCUAACCACUGUGGAAUAGAGAACGGCUGACAAGAUGACAGCGCGGGAAGUUUUUAAUGAGUAUGCAAUAAGAGAUUGUAAAAAAAGAAAGGCAGAGGUUUAUUUCUUCUCCUCCUUUCUCCAUUUUUUUGUGGCGUGUGUGGAGUUGGUUUUCUAUUAAAUAAGAGGACUUGACUUGCGUUGCCUGGCUUUCAAAGAGAGGAGGAGGAGGAGAGGAGUGGAGUGAGUCUGAGAAACCAAAGUUCAUGGAAAAGUGUGGAGCUGGGGAGCUGGAGAGAAGGAGCAGGAGAGGAGGCAGCCUCAGAGGAGUUUGGUAUACCAGGAGGAGGGGCUCUCUGCUGAGGAGGUGUUCUCUAAUGAGGAGGUGUUCUCUAAUGAGGAGGUGUCCUCUCCUGACAUCUCAUGGCUUCUGUCUCCAUUAGUUUGUGUCCGUGGUUGGAGUGUCUUUUGCUGCUUUUGUGCAGGACUGAGAAAAAGGACGCGCACAGACACACACACACACACACACACACACACACACACACACACACACACACACACACACACACACACACACACACACACACACACACACAGUCACUUUGCCUUUCCACUAAUCUCGGUGCAGUCUUGCAACACACACACAUACACACACACACCUCACAUUGUCUCCCUCCCUCUCUCCUCCCCUCUCCCUCCCUUAUCCAUUGACUUCCUUCCUGUGACAAUACUGUUGGACAGAAAAGUGCCAAGAAACUCGAACCCUCAGCCCUGACUGAGGAAGAGUAGGAGGAGGAGGAUAUUAGCCUUCAUCCCCUGAGCAAUAUUCACCUACACACAACACCUGCUGAACCCACAGCAACACAACAAAACAAAACAGAACAGAACGUCUGGAACAGCAAUAGAGCAAGAACUGAUUAUUAUUAUCAUCAUUAUUUUGUUUUUCCGUGCAGCAAGAGAGAAGAGAGGUCUAUUUGAUUUUUACCGCAUUUACAUACAGUAAGCAUAAUACAUACACAAUGCAUAGUGUACACACAGAAAAGACAAAAAAAACCACAACAAAACAAAAGACCCUUUUAGGAGAUAUCCAUUGUGAUACCGCAUUUUUUAUGGCAACCUUUUAUAAUAGACAAAAAAAAACCUGAAACUGUAACUGUUUGGGGGUGGAUGAUCGUAUCGUACCGUGUGUCCUAACGGCAGAGACAUUUGAGUCGACUACACAGAGAUGUUUUAGUGGACUACACAAAGACUUUUGAGUAGACCACACACAAUCCUCUCCUGCCUGCCCUGCUCACGCCUCAUAUCCCACCCAGAUACCACAAAGGACACGACACAACUGGACAGGAGCGGCCCAACUGCAGCCGCCAUCGCGUCUCAAUGGCCUGAAUACACGCCAGUCCCCCUCAACUCAACUCAACUCAACUAAACUAGAUAGACACACCAAGAGGCGACACACACACACACAAACACACACCUCAAGAUGCUGAGCCACACUGCCCCCUACAGGGGUCAAAGGUGGGAUUGUAGUCGCCAUGGUAAUGUGAUGAACUCUUAUUGUGUGUGUGUGGCGAGUUAUCAGAACUGAACUGACUGCAUGAAGUGAAACAAAAAAAAAAUGAUGGGAUUGUAUUUUUGUAUCGGUAUCUAUUUUUCUUUUUCUCUUUUUACUUCCUGUUUUGAUUCCAAAGCAGGCACACGAAUGCUUAGAGAGAGAAAAAAAAAAGAUCAAAAACUCACAAACAUGAUGAUUAAAAUCUUUUUUUGUGUUUGUUUUCCUCAUGAGAUGAUUAUAAGGUUUAUUUUAUAUGCAAGAAGCACUGUUGAUUUUAUAAGACAAUGUACAUUUGUAAUGGCAUCAUGUCAGAAUAUGGUAAAGAAUGUUUUAGACAUUUCACAAGUCACAUAAUAAUUACAUCACAUAGCUGUC